GGCUAGUUGCUGAAGCUGCCUCAUGCAUUUGCUUCCGAGUCAGUCCACCUUCCCAUGCAUUGUAAGUUCAUGUUUCCACUCCAAGGUCUUCAUGCACAAUGCGAGCUCACACAGAUGGCAACUCUUUCUUCUAUAGAAGAGCCGAGCGCCGUAGCAUGUCGUCUCAUAUUCCGAAGUAAUACUACUUGAGAACAGCUGAUAACAAUGGUGGGCAUUCCACUCCCUCAGCCUGAUAGGAUUCUCAACUACCCCCAAAAUGGGGAGCUGAAGUAUCUGUUUAGGAAGAAGUUGACAAUUAGCGACCUUGCGAUGGGGUUAAUCCUCACGCGAAUGCCGACCAACUUCCUAAUAGGCGUUUCAAGGGGGGUGCUUGAUGCCAUCAUGAAGGAUGGACUGAUGGUCCGGUGUUACACGCCGGCUAUACACCACCACGUCGUACUAACAUUCGAUGGACACGAGGCGAGUUUCCGGUUCCAGAGAUCUGGUGGUUGGGAUGAAAUUGCCGAGGUGAAUCGAUUUGGAAUUGGGCACCAAAUCGAUUGUUGGUCUCUAUAUGACGCAGAGGAUGGUCCGCAUGGCAAGUUGGGCUUUCUGGUCCAACGGGUUGGGAAUCGAAUUGGGGGCUCCGAUGAGGAAUUUCAUGCAUCUGCUUCGGGAGGAACAGCAACAUCAAGUUAAAGAGGAUCAGGAUUCUGAAGAUCGACCGCUUAAGAGAUUAUCCGACCUCUAAAUAAUCGAUUGCUAGUUUUCUUUCUGUUCUUUCAGUUUUUGGGUCUUUGGCUUUACGAUUUGAUGGU
Molecule: messenger RNA, 797 nt
Organism: Rhodamnia argentea
Lineage: Eukaryota; Viridiplantae; Streptophyta; Magnoliopsida; Myrtales; Myrtaceae
Exons: 3
Coding region: 205-678 (157 amino acids)
Source: RefSeq, a predicted model, not a curated record